AUGCCUGUUGGACUGGUAUGUCAGCUUCGUUAUGAUGGCGGUGGUGCUUUACUCUACCGCGCCUCUGAAGAUUCAGUGGUGCCUUUCUACACAGCCUCCUGUCGCUUGCUGAUUGGUCAAAAGGUGACGUUCUCCCUGCACCAAUCGGUAGGACGAGCGGAGGCGGUGGAUGUCGCCUGUGUAGAGACUUGUUCCUCAACAUUGGAAUCAAAACCUCAACCACCGAAGCAUUUUCUGCAAGAACCACAGCUCUUCCGGGUGGUUUCAUCAGAUAGCACGGCUCAGCUUCCACUUUCCAGAAAGCUGCAGCGCAGCGUUUUCCGAUUUCACAACGCCACCCGGGAGGAACGACUUGUGAUGCUAGGCCGAGCAGAGGAACGUCUGGAAACUGCGAUGAGUUCAUCCCCGCUGGAUGGUGCCCAGCUUUGCCGAUUGGUGAAUCGCUGUGCUGGAUGGCUUCAUGCCGUGUCGCUGGACCGAAGGACCAGUGGCCAAACCGGUGAGGGAAGGGACAGCGGGGAUGGCGGAUGCAGCUUGCAAUGGCGGGUCCGGAAACUGCUGAUCCGAACGUUGGAACAGCUGGAUCUGGCAGAUGCCGAGACUUUUCAACUGCUUGAGGCAUCUCUGACCUACAUUUGGCACUUACUGUCCAAGGUGCACUUGGACCAAUUGGGAACCACUCUGUCAAGGGCGGGAAAGCAAUGGUAUCAGCUGCAGUGUUUGUUGGGGGCCACACAACUGGAACAAUCCGAAAGGACACUGAGCCAUGGCAAGAUUGAAACUCAAGCACUGACAGAUUCACUUCCUGAUGGUCAAGGUGACAGGGGCGCAGGCACUGGAGUGUAUCAUCCACAAGAACGCGUCCGAAGGUUACCAUCAGUCUUUGAAUCCGAGAGGGUGCUGCUGCAAUGCCCUGCAUGUGGCACGGUGAUCCACAGUACUUGGCGUUGGCGGCACCCGGUGAAUGGAACGCUUCACGUCUUGGUCCCUCACAAUGGCCAUGCUGCCUGUACCAAAAAGGUGGGUAGGCGAUGUCUGUGGCAAGUCUUGGGUUCGAUGGCGCCCAAGACGGACCACUUUGCCCACCUGGUGUUUUGCAAACACCAGCGUCGCGAAGGGAUCUGCAAAGACUGUGGAGGACGGGAAAUGCCUGGCCUGACGGCCAUGGUGACGCGACAGGUGCUUUUGAUGCAGUUGGACACCUUCUGGCAGCAACAUUUGAAGAACAUGGAUUUUAUGAAGACUGGCAUGACGUUGCGUGCGUACGGCCAAAAGAACCCUCUGACCGAGUACAAACUGGAGGGCUAUCAAGUCUUCCUGAAGAUGAUGUCCAAGAUCAGGCGGAAUGGCUUGUACAAUGUCUUCCUGUUCCAACCGCGAAAGCUGACACUUGGCUGCCUUGAUCGAAGUCGUUACGUCGUGCACUGUGAAGCACAGUCACAAAGGAUGAUUCAGGAUGCUUUGGUUUGGUCCUGA
Molecule: messenger RNA, 1476 nt
Organism: Cladocopium goreaui
Lineage: Eukaryota; Dinophyceae; Suessiales; Symbiodiniaceae
Source: the annotation of a GenBank genome assembly